ACAAACACUAGAUAUGAACACCAUAUAAGGACAUAAUUAGUGUAUGAUUGACAUUUAGCAAAAACAACAUAGUGAGACAUUGCGAGUGAGAGAAAUAUAGGCGUGUAAACAUAGUACAACAUACGAAAUAAAAUCGAAUAAUUUGGCGAUUAAAAACACAGUGAAUUGUCGUGAAGGACGGCCCUUUUAGUAGAGCAUUCCGACAAAGUGGCACCUGCGACGAGAUCGAAAUAUGGAUAAACUAGAGAAAGAUUUAACCGGAAAAUUAAAUCUAUUAAAAUUUACGUUCGAGAAAACAUCAGAAAUUGUGAGUAAAGCAAAUAUUGUCGCCAUCGAAAGACAACGCGAAGCAUUGAUAAAGAUUACUGCGAAUAUCGAGGAAGUAAAAUUACAGAUUUUAGAAGGAAAGUUUGAACGGGGAGACAACGAUGAAACAAUUACAAAUUGGAGCAAAAAUGUCAAAGAACAAGUCGAAGAAGUCGAUGCGGAAGUCGAAAAGCUACAAAAAUAUUUGGAUGAAAUGAAAGCCAACGAAGCGAGCAAAGCGAAAGAAGCUGAACGGGCACAACCACUACAGUUUGAGAAAGAACAACACAAACAAAAACUGCAUUUUGAGCACAAAGUUGAUGAAAUCAAGAAAGAUAAAACUACAAAAAAGCCGGAUCAAAUUCAAACGAAGCUUCCCAAGUUAAUUAUUACCCCCAUUUAAUGGCGCACCAACCGAUUGGCUUCGUUUUUGGAACAUAUUUGAAACCGAAAUAGACAACAACAGUGAUAUAGCACCCGUAACCAAAUUUGCCUAUCUAAAAGAACUUUUGAAACCAAAUGUUAGAUCAACUAUAGAUGGACUACCAUUUUCAACUGAAGGAUAUACCAGAGCGAAAAAUAUUUUGAAGAACAAGUAUGGCAACACCACAGAGAUUGUCAACGCCUAUGUGCAAAACAUUAUGGCUUUACCAGUUAUCAAUGGUACACAACCCUGGAAAAUACACGAUUUUUAUGAGAAAUUAUUAUUCAACGUUCAAGCACUCGAAACUUUAGGGAAAUUAACUGAGAUAAAUGGUUAUGUGCGAAUGUCGAUAGACAAACUCGAAGGGAUACGGGGAGAUUUACUUCGAACGGAUGACAAAUGGCGCGAAUGGGACUUUCCGAAAUUUGUCGAAGCACUGCGAAUGUGGACCGAAAGAAACCCCUGCCUACCACGAAAGAAGCGGAGCGAGUUCCCAAGUGGGUCUUCCUAUAAUACCCAACAACGUACCUGUGUUUAUUGUGAUAAGCCAGACCACAAGUCAAUCGAUUGUGGCAGUGUGACUAAACCCGGUGAGCGAAGGCAGAUUUUACAGCGCAAACGACUCUGUUUUAACUGUACCGGUUCAGGGCACAGAGCUUCGGAGUGUAAAAGUCGAUCGAAAUGUCGGGUCUGCGAUGGGAAGCACCAUUCCUCCAUUUGUGAAAAACCACUGAAAGAGAACCUGAUGACAACCAAUCAAGGAAACGAACAGCAUGUUGUAUAUCCAGUUGUGGUUGUAGAUGUGCAUGGAGUCAAAUGUCGUGCGUUGCUGGAUUCGGGAUCAGGUAGCUCCUACGCAUCAGCUGUCUUGCUCAAAACGAUUGGAGUCAAACCCAUCAGCUCGGAAAUGCGACAAAUCGAAAUGAUGUUGAGCACCACAACCCGAAGGAUGGACGUUUACACUGUCAAUGUAAGCUCGUUGAAUAAGUCUUUUGAAAUGGACAUCAAUGUCAGCAAAGUGGAGAAGCCUCAACUCAUGAC
Molecule: messenger RNA, 1771 nt
Organism: Paramuricea clavata
Lineage: Eukaryota; Metazoa; Cnidaria; Anthozoa; Malacalcyonacea; Plexauridae
Source: the annotation of a GenBank genome assembly